Messenger RNA from Ornithodoros turicata, 1527 nucleotides. RefSeq lists its product as uncharacterized. The transcript is spliced from 2 exons. Bases 114 to 1466 code for a protein of 450 amino acids. Lineage: Eukaryota; Metazoa; Arthropoda; Arachnida; Ixodida; Argasidae. The record is from RefSeq and is a predicted model, not a curated record.
CGAUUCGUGAAUGCUUCUUUUACAGAUGCACGAGCUGUUAUCGCCUGAGCAGGUUGGCGAGGGGAACCAACGAAACCUGGUCUGUUGCCCACGUCACGCUGCAAAACGGCGUCAUGAGGACAGACCCGGAUCAUCCAUCGACACCGCACAGCUGUGACCCCGCCGAGGAUGCAGAGGCGGCCACAGUCCUUUCCAGGCGUUACAUGUAUGAAGUCCGAACAGACGUACGGACCAGCAGAAAGAGACCUCGGCAGGCAUUCGACGAAGCAGUGUCUGCUGUACAGGUCAGGUUUCAAGAUGACGACGCGAGUCUUCAAAAUGACAUCAAACGCCAGAUGAGCACCAGCUACGGUUUUGCCUCCAAAAGACGUGCGUUGUCGCGCAAUCGACACGCAAACAUUCCGAAGGGAAACUCCAUUGACGCCAUACUUCCGGAGCUGCGAAUUACGAAGGAUGGCCAGCAAUUUCUUCAACUGGAAGACAAGACUGAAGGGAGGAGACUGCUCGUAUUUUACGCCGAGAAGGACCUGGACGCCUUCGCAAACACGGAGUACAUCCUGGGGGAUGGCAACUUCAAGUAUAAUCCAUCCGAAUUUCACAGCCCUGGACAGCUGUACACAAUACAUGCAAUUGUCAAAGGCGAAGCGCACCCCAUAGUGUACGCAUUGAUGCAGGCAACAGAUGUGAGAGCGUACCAAGCGGUGUUCCACACCUUGAAGGAGUCCAUGGUGCGACGAUUUGGUCACGUCGGGAGCCUAUCCACUACGGCGACCUGGCUAUUUGACUAUGAGUCUGCAGCAAUACGGGCAGCACUCAAUGUGUUCCAGACAGCGACGGGUGAACCCAACGUGCGAGGCUGCGCCUUUCACUAUGCCAAGGCCAUCAACAAGAAGCGAGACGAGCUCGGUCUGAAGGUGUUGUGCAGAGAGAACGCCGAAGUCAACCGAUGGUUUGUUCGAGUGAGGCAUCUGCCGUUCGUUCCUGACGACUUCCGCCUGGCCUUCGCCGACGACAUCCUUUCUGUGAAGCCGGACCUGCCUCCACUACAUGCGGCGCGUCUGGCGCUGUUUGACCGGUACUACCGAGCGUACUGGCUCACGAACAGCCUGCUGAAGGACCGCUGGGGACAAUUUGGGAACCGAGGACCGAGGACCACAAACCACGUAGAAGGCUGGCACAAUGGCCUGCACAGUCGGUUCACGUGUCGUCACCCAAACCUGGCCGAGUUCCUGGAGUUCCUGCGAGUCAGUCAGCACGCCGUGCAAAACAGAGUCCAGGCCCUUCUGUUGGACCCGUUGGCAGUGCCAACCCCGACGUCAGCUGCAGUACGGGAGAGAAACGCGAGCCUAUUGCAAGAAAUGGACUCCUUCUCGUGGUACUUGAGCACAAGUCCGGUAUCUUUUAUGGACCUGACCACGUACCUAGACAGAAUCGCCUUGGUUGGUGUCCUGCCGUCGGAAAGUUAGCGUCCGCACAUUUUGUAUCUAAUGUAAAUAUUGUUAUAUUCCAAUUAAAUAGUUGCUUUCA